UUGAACAUACAAGAAUGUCGAACAUGUGCAACAUCGGUGCCUCAGGUGAGCGAGGCGCCCGACGCGCUGGACGACAGCGCGGCGGGCGGCGCGCCCUACGCCGCGCUGUCGGCGUGCGCGGCGCUGCGGGCGGCCGGCCUGCCUCCGCGCCCCACGCCGCGCGCAGCCGCCGCGCCGCGCGUGCUGCUGCUGGGCCUGGGCGGCGUCGGGCACGCCGCCUUGCAGCUGCUGGUGUACUCGGGCGCGCGGGUGACGGUGGGGUGCGCGGGCGAGAUGUGUGCGCGCGCGCUGGCGCUGGGCGCGGCGGCGGCGCUGGACCGGCACGCCGCCGACUACGACCGCCAACUGGAGGAGUUUGGCCCGUACGACGCCAUCCUGGACUGCGCCGGGCUGGGCGGCGCGGCGGCCGGCGCGCGCGCCUGGCGCUUCGCCCGCUACGUGACGCUCAGCCCGCCGCUGCUGCGCGAGACGGACCGCCGCGGGCUGGUGGCCGGCGCGGCCGCCGCCGCGCUGCGCCUCGCCGCGCACUCGGCCGCCGCCGCGCGCGCCGCGCCCCCCGCGCCCGCCGCGCCCACCGCGCCCACCGCGCCCACCGCGCCCGCCGCGCUGUGCCCGCCGCACGUGCGCUGGGCGUUCUUCGCGCCCUCCGCGCACGACCUGCAGCUGCUGCGCCGACUGGCGGACGCCGGCAAGUUCUCGGUGGCGGUGGAGCGCGUGUUUCCGUGGUGGGAGGGGCGGGCGGCGUACGCGCGCGCGGCGGCGGGCGGCGCGCGCGGCAAGCUGCUGCUGCACAUGGCCGCCGCCGCACCCGCCGCACCCGCCGCACCCGCCGCACCCGCCGCACCCCCUGCACACCACACAUCUUAGAUUAUGUAAUACUUGCAUUUUUUAAAAUAAAGUUAUAAAACAUA
Molecule: messenger RNA, 911 nt
Organism: Papilio polytes (common Mormon)
Lineage: Eukaryota; Metazoa; Arthropoda; Insecta; Lepidoptera; Papilionidae
Product: reticulon-4-interacting protein 1 homolog, mitochondrial-like
Exons: 4
Cellular component (GO): mitochondrion
Source: RefSeq, a predicted model, not a curated record